CCACCCAAAAACAGAAUCUACUGCCCAUCAAAAACUCCCAAAACAAACCACAUAGACUCUCUCUCUCUCUCUCUCUCUCUCACAAAGCAUUUCAUUUCCUUAACCAAUUGAAUUGGCUGUAUAGCCAGUUCCAAAGCUUACAUUCUCUCCAAAGUCUUUCUGAGUUUUAAACACCUGCAGCAGAGUGACAGAGAGUAAAACAAAGAUAGCUUAGAACUCGGCGAGACAGUAACAACACCCCCUACUUCUCUUCUUCCACUUCUGCCUGUUGUUUCCCUUAUAAAUAACUAACUGUUUCUCUGUCAAAGUUUUCUAAAGGGUAAGUGAGGAUGCUAGAGAAAAAAAUGGAAGGAAUUAACACUAAUAAAGUGAUAGAGGAAUUUGAAGCAUUGACUAAAGAUGCUGGAAGGGUUCAGAGAGAAACUCUGGAGAAGAUUUUGGAAGAGAAUGGAUCUGCUGAGUAUUUGCAGAAUUUGGGUCUUAAUGGAAAGACUGACCCUGAGAGUUUCAAGUCUUGUGUUCCUCUUGUUACUCACAAAGACUUGGAAGCUUAUAUUCACAGAAUUGCUGAAGGUGAUUCUUCUUCCAUUCUCACCGGGAAACCCAUAACAGACAUGUCUUUGAGUUCUGGCACUACCCAGGGGAAGAGAAAGUUUGUACCUUUCAACGAUGAAUUGAUGGAAAACACCUUGCAGAUAUAUAGAACUUCUUUUGCUUUCAGAAACAGAGAAUUUCCACUGGAGAAGGGGAAAUCCUUACAGUUUGUCUACAGCAGCAAGCCAUGGAAAACAAAAGGGGGUUUAGGUGCAGGAACUGCCACGACAAAUCUCUUCCGCAAUUCGAAAUACAAAAGUGGAAUGAAGGCAAUUCAGUUCCAAUGCUGCAGCCCUGAUGAAGUAAUAUUUGGUCCUGAUUUCCACCAAUCACUAUACUGCCAUCUCUUAUGCGGGCUACUCUUUCGCGAGGAAAUUCAAUUUGUGUUCUCUACAUUUGCUCAUAGCAUUGUCCUUGCAUUCCUUACAUUUGAACAAGUCUGGGAGGAGCUCUGCAAUGAUAUACGUGAAGGGGAACUAAGCAGCCGAGUCACUGCCCUUUCUGUAAACAUGGCAAUGCAGAAACUGCUUAGGCCAAACCCUGAAUUGGCUGAUUUAAUCUAUAAAAAAUGCUCAGGAUUGAGUAAUUGGUAUGGUUUAAUACCAGAAUUAUUCCCCAAUGCUAAGUACAUCUAUGGGAUAAUGACAGGGUCAAUGGAGCCUUAUCUGAAGAAAUUGAGGCACUAUGCAGGGGAGCUGCCAUUGAUGAGUGCUGAUUAUGGUUCUUCAGAAGGGUGGAUUGCAGCGAAUGUCAAUCCAAAAUUGCCUCCUGAGUUGGCUACCUUUGCUGUACUUCCUAAUAUUGGAUAUUUUGAAUUCAUUCCUCUUCUGGGCAACGCUGAGUGCAUGUAUAAGGAGCCCAAGCCAGUGGGUCUGACUGAAGUCAAGAUUGGCGAAGAUUAUGAGAUCGUCGUCACCAAUUUUGCAGGGUUGUACAGGUACAGGCUGGGAGAUGUGGUGAGGGUUAUGGGCUUCCAUAACUCAACCCCAGAGCUUAAAUUUGUAUGCAGGAGGAACCUUAUUCUUUCCAUAAACAUUGAUAAGAACACCGAGAAAGAUUUGCAGCUAUCUGUGGAAGAAGCUGGCAAGCUGUUAGCUGAGGAAAAACUUGAAGUAGUUGACUUCAGCAGUCUGGUUGAUGUAUCCACACACCCUGGCCACUAUGUUAUCUUUCUGGAAAUUAGUGGCGAAGCUAGCGAGGAGGUCUUGCAAGGGUGUUGCAAUUGCUUGGACGGAUCCUUUGUUGAUGCAGGCUAUGUCAGUUCACGAAAGUUCAACACCAUUGGACCCCUCGAGCUCCGAGUCGUUUGGAGAGGAACCUUCCUGAAGAUUUUGGAGCACUACCUAGGAUUAGGAACUGUUGUUAGUCAGUUUAAAACACCGCGUUGUGUUGGGCCCAUGAACAACAAGGUGCAGCAAAUCCUGUGUAAUAACGUCGCUAAGACCUACUUUAGCACCGCGUUUUAGUGAAUAUCUGUGAACUGCGCUUUGGUAAUUGCCUCUUAAUAUAGUUAUAAUCUAUGUAAGAAAGUUUGCUGGAGCAGCCAAA
Messenger RNA from Populus euphratica (Euphrates poplar), 2142 nucleotides. RefSeq names its product probable indole-3-acetic acid-amido synthetase GH3.5. The coding region runs from base 330 to 2060 and encodes 576 amino acids. Gene Ontology annotation, cellular component: cytoplasm. The record is from RefSeq and is a predicted model, not a curated record. Gene Ontology annotation, molecular function: acid-amino acid ligase activity. The transcript has 5 exons. NCBI's taxonomy places the organism in Eukaryota, Viridiplantae, Streptophyta, Magnoliopsida, Malpighiales, Salicaceae.